Drosophila novamexicana is the source of this 573-nucleotide messenger RNA. Its product is annotated as sex-regulated protein janus-B. Lineage: Eukaryota; Metazoa; Arthropoda; Insecta; Diptera; Drosophilidae. Bases 79 to 528 code for a protein of 149 amino acids. Gene Ontology annotation, biological process: peptidyl-histidine dephosphorylation. The transcript is spliced from 3 exons. Gene Ontology annotation, molecular function: protein histidine phosphatase activity. Gene Ontology annotation, cellular component: cytosol. The record is from RefSeq and is a predicted model, not a curated record.
UCGGAGCUGUUGUUCUGUAUCGUCAACAUCGAAAAAGCUCAUAAUAAUUUUUCAAAUUACGUUCAAAAUUAUUUCGAUAUGGAUAAAGUGAGAAAGUUAAUUUUUCCCACGUGGCGCCCAAUUGUACGUGCUGCACGUAAUUAUUGCUGCGAUCAAAAAGUGAAGAAUCUUGUGACUUUCCCGGAGGUCACUAUCGGGGAUGGUAAGCUGAAAUAUAUUCUUGCCAAGGUCUACGUUCACGGCGAAAUGGGGCAGGCGAAAACAGUUGUGCGUGGCGUAUCCCGGGUUAAAUACCAUCUCGAUGUCUAUGACCAGUUGCAAAGGGAAGCCAACAGUCUUGAUCUGUGCACUCAAUGCUUGGGUGGCGGUAUUAUGGUCCACGAUUGCGAUAAGAAUUAUAUCAAGAUUUAUGGCCGUUCUCAGACGCUGGGCAAAGCCGAUCAUCACGAGACUAGAGACGUCUUACAUGAACAAGAGAAGUAUUCUGCUUACAAAAUUGAUGCUGAAUCUGGCGGAAUGGAUAUAUAAAACAUAUAGUGUACGUCAAUCCAGCUAAACAAAUAUUUAAAAUUU